UGAUUCAGAUAAAACAUGGUAGAAAAUUACUCGAACACCGUGGAGACAUUCCCUAAUUCUAUUGUCCCAAAUCUCAUCGUCUCCCCCACUCUUCGCCUACCCUCUGGAUCCAUCCAUCUCCGCCUCUCCGGCUCCAAGCACGGCAGCGAUGCUGGAGGCCAAGAAGCUCCCGCCCCCAUCUCGGCUCCAACCCCCUUCAGCUCCCGCCCCCAGCCCUCUCCCCUACCAUCACCACCACUACGGCACCUUCCCCCCGCCGUCGCAGCCGCCGCCCGUCGGAGGCGCCACCUACCACGCCUCCUCCCAGAUCGGGUUCGGUAGCCAGGGCGUUGUGGCCUUCCCGGGCACAGUCCAGCAGCAGAUCUUCGUGGAGGGUGUCCCCGUCCAGGAGCCGCCCCUGCCCUUCUGCGGCAUCGGCAUCGGCUGGUUUCUGUUCUUAUUGGGGUUCUUCUUGGCUGCCAUUCCGUGGUAUGCUGGUGCCUUCCUUCUAUUCUUUGUUGCUCUGGACCACAGAGAGAAGCCUGGAUUAAUUGCAUGCACCAUUGUUGGCAUAUUUGCACUAGUCCCACUCAUUCUGAACGGUAUCAGAAUGCAUCCUUUCUGGUGAACAAUGCUGGAUGUCGCCAAUCAAAGUCAAUAUGUAGCUAACAUUCCUGGCCCCACAUUCGAGAUGUCCGUACUCAAUAGCUGUAUUGUAUUGCUCGUGCCUGUGUAGAACAAAAUAUAUGAGCUUGUUUUUCAUGUGCAGGCUCCCAUGUUUAUAAUCAUGAUUUUUUUUGAAGGGUCAACUGAAGGGGAGAGGAUCCCCCACCUGGUAGCAUUUCAUGUAAUCACGAACUGUACAGUUUAUCUAUAUAACUUGGCUCCAAUCUAACAGUUUACCAGAGCAGGAGCAAGUAGUAUAUGCUUGUUCACCAUGGUCGA
Panicum virgatum (switchgrass) is the source of this 924-nucleotide messenger RNA. Its product is annotated as 60S ribosomal protein L18a-like protein. The transcript has 4 exons. The record is from RefSeq and is a predicted model, not a curated record. Lineage: Eukaryota; Viridiplantae; Streptophyta; Magnoliopsida; Poales; Poaceae. The coding region runs from base 149 to 607 and encodes 152 amino acids.